Auxenochlorella protothecoides is the source of this 330-nucleotide messenger RNA. RefSeq lists its product as hypothetical. NCBI's taxonomy places the organism in Eukaryota, Viridiplantae, Chlorophyta, Trebouxiophyceae, Chlorellales, Chlorellaceae. The transcript has a single exon. The coding region runs from base 1 to 330 and encodes 109 amino acids. The record is from RefSeq and is a predicted model, not a curated record.
AUGCUCGCCGUCAACAGACCAUGGCAGCUCUGGCGACGCCGUGUCUUGCCAAGAUGCAUGCGCCGCGGCCUUGGUGGCAGCCUGCCGAGCCGCCGGCCUGGGCGAUGGCUGCCUCGGACCCGCUCUGUCAGCGGUGCUGGAGCUGCUGCAGACGUGCCUGACCCGCCCCGGGGCCAGCCUGAGCUCCAGCACUGCAAGCCUGCUGAGCGGCGCAGCGCUGGAGCUGCUGGACCCAGCAAACGCAGGGCUGCUGGAGUCCACGGGCGCCCCCCUCAAAGCAGCCCCGGCUGCCGGCUCCUCCCCAAGGCCUGUCACACAGAAACUCAGUAG